GCAAUUUGUAGCCUUGUGCCGCUUUGGGUCUUCGGUUUCCUUGGCUCUUUACCAUAAACAUGACAGAGACUUGAGUACAUCCUUGGGGGGAGAGACACUCUCCUGAGAAUCCCUUUCGCGUUUUCACUUUCCUCUUCCCUUCUUUCUUUCGCCUAUUUAAUCCUAUCAUUCUCCUGCCUUAGGGUUUUUUUUUCGUGUGGUGGUCUGGUAGAACUGCCAGCCUGCAGAAAAGUUGGCAUUACCUGCUCAAAAUUUCAAGACUAAAGCUAGCGCACGCUUGGUGGACUGCCCAAUAUGAGCUAGGUGAAUUGUGAUUCUGAUAAGCCUUCCUCUCUCUCUCUUUUAUUGCUCCAUCACUGAUUGCCUUUUCAUUUGAAAUUAUUUCUGGAUUAAAAAAAAAAAAAACCAAUAGCCUUCUCAUUGCUUCGUCGUUAUUUCACUAAUCUUCCAUUCCCACCUACAAUUUCUUUGAAAUCUGAGUGUUAAAGCUGUCUGUGAGUUUUGGCGUGGUAGACGGAGAGAGUGUUCUCUUUUGGCUAUGGCAGUGUCCAAAUGUAAGUAGGAUUGUGUUCGAUGACAGCGGUUAACAUGUUUUAUCGGUCUGCCUUAUGAUCUGAAGGAUGUCAAGAAACAGGUAUGAGUGGUUAUAUAACCACACCCAUUUGAAGAUGGCUUGGAUUCCUCAUCAAAUCCAGGAAAAAGAUGGGUAUUUGAACUACCCACCACCGGUUUUGUCUUCAUAUCCAUCCUCAUUCCCAGGUUCUCUCCGCGACGAAUCAAUGUCUUCUUCGUCAUCACCUCCAUCCGGUGGCAGUACUAGAAUUAGUCCGGCUGUUCUUUUCAUUAUAGUGAUUCUAGCUGUGUUGUUUUUCGUAUCUGGUCUGCUUCAUCUGCUUGUCAGAUUUCUCGCGAAGCACCCAUCAUCUGCUCCGUCUGCUCAAUCCAACGGACACCAGGACAUUUCUAGCUCUGAUGCUCUGCAGAGACAGCUCCAGCAACUUUUCCAUCUCCAUGACUCAGGGCUGGAUCAAGCUUUCAUUGACGCACUUCCUGUUUUCCAGUACAGAGAAAUCGUGGGUCUGAAAGAGCCAUUUGACUGUGCUGUUUGUCUCUGUGAAUUCUCUGAAAAUGACAAGCUCAGAUUGCUUCCUACCUGCAGCCAUGCUUUUCACAUCGAUUGCAUAGACACCUGGCUCCUAUCCAAUUCGACAUGCCCACUCUGCAGAGGAACCCUCUUCACUCCAGGACUCUCAGUCGAAAACCCGAUGUUUUAUUUUGACGAUCCAAGGGAAGAAGAUGGGUGCCCUUGCAAUGGAGAAAGUGGAGUAACUACCAGCCAAAAAUCUGUGGAAAUCGAAGAAAUCGUAGAGAAAGCUGUUCUCCCUGUAAGACUCGGUAAAUUCAGAAGGCUCAAUAUGGAUGCAGAGGAUGAUAAUGCAGGAGGAGAGACUAGUAGCAGUAAUUUGGAUGCAAGAAGAUGUUUCUCAAUGGGGUCUUACCAGUAUGUGCUCGGCAACUCAGACCUGCGAAUUACAUUGAACGGUGACAGAAGACUUUCAGGUGGAGCAGAACAGACUGAUAAGCUUUCAGUGGAGGGCGAUAAGGAAGCCAAAAAGAUUACAAGUGUGAGUAAGGGUGAGAGCUAUUCUGUUUCGAAAAUCUGGCUGUGGUCCGACAGGGGAAAAUUUUCUAGUUCUUCGGAUGAUCAAAUGGGCAUGCCAUCUUCUCUCCGCGCAGAUUUGCCUUGGAUGAGGGCAAGGACAACGGAAGGAACCUAAAGAGCUUGGUCAGCGAGGGCGAUUGUUCAGCAAUCUUGGAGCACUCAUCUUGAACCUGUGUUCCAUUCCAUCUUGAUCUGCCCAGUCCAACAAAUUUGUACCAUUUACUCUUCAAAUAUUUACAGCUGACAUGUAUUUACGGCUGUUGAUUGAAUCUGAAUGUGGGAGCCUAUCUGGAAGACAGAGUUGCCCUCAUUCACUGUGUCAAGUUUGUGUACGGCAGGAGUCAAAUGCCAUUGUCAGAGGGGCUUCUUGAGAUCACAUAUCCUUUGUGGGGUCUGAGAACACACUUGGGCUGGACGCUUGGAAGUAGCCAGGGGUGGCAUCCAUGAAAGUUGUGACAGAAAUUGUAUCCUGCGGCGCAGAGAUUAAUUUACCUAAAAAUCUAAGCUCUAGAAGGAGCACCGUGGGGUCGUUUCGAAAGCUCCCGUGCACAUGUUCCCGGCGAAAUUAAGGACUGAGGUAGUUGAAGGUGGUGACACGGAAGAGUUGUGUAGUUGUAGAUGUAUGCAAGUGUUUUCAGGGGACAAAGGAUAUGACUAACUGACAAUCAAGUAAUGAUAAUCGUUUGUUAUUGGAAAAGGCGUGUUAAUCACCAGAAGCAUAACCGACGCUACACGCCAGGAUGGAUCCUCUUGAAGUUCGAUGGAAAUAUACAAAAAGGAACAAGACUUGUCUCAAGAAUGUUGGUUUUCUGUAUCUGUAACCUUAGGGUGUCAAACAUGGGUUCAUAAUUUUUCUUUUAAGGGAAGAAUUCUGAUACGGCAACAACCAAGGUACCGGAAUUUAUUAAAACAGGGUAAUUAUGGUGGUAAAGAAUAAAGUAUUUAAUGAUGGGAAGAGGGGAAAAAGGAAAAUGGAAAAAGGGGUGACAUUGAAAGUGGGGCUGCAAGAGGGGCCACAUUGAGAUAAAAGGGAACAGAGAUGGCUGUGUGGGUAUGAAUACGAAGGAUGGUUGUUUUCCUUUUUGGUGAGGGUAUGGUAAUGGUAUUGGUGUGUAGAGCUUGGGAAUGGAAGGAAUAUUUUUGUAGCAUGCUGGCAACGGCACUCGGGGAAGCAGCAUGUGAAACCAUAUUUGUCUUGACUUGAAGCUCCACUUCGCUUCAUCUGUAUCUGUACGGCAACUCAUGUCAUUUGUCGUGUCGUUUUGGUGU
This is a messenger RNA of Prosopis cineraria, 2932 nucleotides long. Its product is annotated as RING-H2 finger protein ATL46-like. The coding region runs from base 621 to 1778 and encodes 385 amino acids. Lineage: Eukaryota; Viridiplantae; Streptophyta; Magnoliopsida; Fabales; Fabaceae. The record is from RefSeq and is a predicted model, not a curated record. The transcript is spliced from 2 exons.